GAAUUAUCCAUCCGCUUCUAUUUUGUUUUCUCGCCAUAGAUUCUCUUCCCAACCAUACUGUGCCCGCUAAACCCAGGGAGAAGCCAUGUUCAUAAAGCUCUCCUCCUCCAGACCUUCUCCUUCUUUAUGGUUUUUCAGUAGAUUAUCCAAUUCAAAGCCGCCUUUACUUGACCACGCCUUGAAACCCAAAGCCCUUUUCUCAAAAUCUCCUCUGUCUUCUAUUUGUUGCUCUUUUUCUUCAACAACCGUUGGUUUUCAGUGCAAGAACCGGUUUUUCUACCAAAAGGGUUGCUACCCUCUUUUGCAAAGGCUUGAUUUCAAGACACAGGCUGGUCCUGGAUUUGAUUUUGGUGGUGUUGAAUCUGUUUUGGAGGCAGCUGCUGUGUUGACUGCUAUUGUUGUGGUUCAUGAGGGUGGGCACUUUCUUGCUGCUUACCUCCAGGGAAUUCAUGUAAGUAAGUUUGCAGUUGGGUUUGGUCCUAUUCUAGCUAAAUUCAAUGCAAACAAUGUAGAGUAUUCUAUUAGAGCUUUUCCUUUAGAUAUUAUUGUUUUCCCUGAGGUGAUUGUUGUUUAAUAGUCAAAUGUUUUGCUGAUAUGCGCUUUCUGUUGUUAAGGAAAAAGAAUACGGAUCUUUUACCUUUGCUUCAUCUAAUCUGAAGGACAGGAGAAACAUUUGAUCUAAAAUUUUUCUCUAGGCUGGCUCCUUGAUAAGAGUGAAGUUGGCUGGUUUAUGAAGUUUCAGUCUGUUCUUUGCUUCCAAAACAAGAUGCAACUAGCUGUUUGGAAUAUAAACUAUGGGUUUUUUAGCAUAGUUGUGUAAAUCUGCCCAGCUGGUUGAAACAGAAAGAUAUGUAGCAGAAAUGAGUUGGUAUGCAAAGAGUUUAUGCUUUUAUGUUAUUAAAAUUCCUUUCUGCAGAAUUUGCAAGUUUAUCUGAAGAUUGCCCCACCCUUACUAUCUCUUGUCAGAUGUGAUUCAUUUGCUGUAGGCCUCUAAAUCUUGUUUUGAAUUUUUGAGGUGUUGCAUGGUCUACUUAUAUGCCAUGUGGGAUGUGGCUGUGAAAAUUCCAAUAGUCACAACUAGUGAAGAAAUUCGGUUAAAGAAGUGCACAUAUUUCCAAGCAUGAUUGAGUUGGCAAACCUUAGUGGAGAACAAGGACAGGUGGUAAGAUCUGGAAGGAGUUUUGAACAAGUCUACUGUGAGGCAUCUACCUUUCUCAGGCAACCACCCACGAUUUGCAGAAAGUGGGCAGUUUCAGGCUUCCAUGGAACAAAUGAAAGAGAGAGUUUCUAAUCAUUUAACACACGGCUGGCCAUACACACAACUUGAUAGAUGCUUUUCAAUUCUUAGUUCUUCACGGUAAUUGCUCAUUGCAGCUUUAUAGAUUUAAGUUUUUAGCACAAUUCCUAGUACAAUUAGGUUGAUUUCAGCGUCCAAUUGGUUAAUCUAGUUUGUGUAGUUAAUUCAGCAACCUCUCUUCGUGUAAUAAACAAGAAGCAUUUUGGUUUCUGUAAGGUAUUGUAUCUUUUUUU
Molecule: messenger RNA, 1530 nt
Organism: Rubroshorea leprosula
Lineage: Eukaryota; Viridiplantae; Streptophyta; Magnoliopsida; Malvales; Dipterocarpaceae
Source: the annotation of a GenBank genome assembly